AUGGACGCCUCGCCCGCGCUCCUGGGCACCCCGCCGGCUGAGGUGCUGGAGGAAGCGCUCCGGGAGCAGUUCGGGCCGCUGCCCCACUUGGCCGCCAUCUGCCGCCUCAAGCGGCUGCCGUCGGGCGGCUACUCGUCCAUUGAGGACCUGCAGCUGGUGCUGGAGCGGCGGCGCGUGGCCAACGCCAAGGAGCGCGAGCGGAUAAAAAAUCUCAACCGCGGUUUUGCCAAACUGAAGGCACUGGUGCCAUUUCUUCCCCAAAGCAGGAAGCCUAGCAAAGUUGAUAUCCUUAAAGGUGCAGCUGAAUAUAUACAAAUUCUCAGUGAUGUUUUGGAAGCAGCCCAAGACUCUGAGAAACAAGACCCAGGUCGUCAGAGCUAUGGCAACAAUACUUUUGAACCGCAUAUACCCUUGGCUAGAGAGCUAUCCAGAAACAUCAUCCAACACGCUGGCGGUCCUAUGAGCUUGAAGAAUGAGGAGGAAGGGUCCUGGGCAGAUGGUGGCAGUGGUGAGUCGGCACACAUUUGUCACCAGAGGGCGAAGUCUACGAAGGGAGUUAUCUCCCCAACCAGAACUCUGGAUAAAUUCCCAGAAGUGAAACUGCGUCACAGGUUCCCUCAAGUAUGAAAAGUGAAAAGGCUGGCCCAGGGCUACCUUGUACAGACAAAUAAAUGCAGUCUUGAAAGUU
Messenger RNA from Phacochoerus africanus (Common warthog), 688 nucleotides. RefSeq names its product folliculogenesis specific bHLH transcription factor (gene FIGLA). The record is from RefSeq and is a predicted model, not a curated record. Gene Ontology annotation, biological process: regulation of transcription by RNA polymerase II; developmental process. Bases 1 to 627 code for a protein of 208 amino acids. Lineage: Eukaryota; Metazoa; Chordata; Mammalia; Artiodactyla; Suidae. The transcript has 5 exons. Gene Ontology annotation, molecular function: DNA-binding transcription factor activity, RNA polymerase II-specific; protein dimerization activity; RNA polymerase II transcription regulatory region sequence-specific DNA binding.